Messenger RNA from Durusdinium trenchii, 1407 nucleotides. NCBI's taxonomy places the organism in Eukaryota, Dinophyceae, Suessiales, Symbiodiniaceae. The record is from the annotation of a GenBank genome assembly.
AUGCCACUGACUGAGCGGCUACCGCUACGCCUUUCCCGCGUGCAGCUGGCAGUUCCAACGCGAGGGCAUCCGUGGGGCGCUACGUUCAGGACUGCUCAGCGAAGGGAGCUGCGCCGUCCACUUUCCGCCUCCGGACGCACGCUGCUUCCCCUGGCCGCGGCGUGCCACGCGCGGUUCCGGCGCCUGCGCCGCACCGUGGCGCACGGAACCGGGACGUCGGCGUCGGCGGCGGCGGUGUGGCAUGCCGAGCGGCGGAAGGAGAUGCUGCGGCGGUAUGGCGCGGAGCUGCAAGCGCUCCGAGGGCCAGAUGCACGGACCUUGCCGCUCUUGGCUUUGGCUAACCUAGCACAGCUCUUGUUGGCCAUCUUUGCGGGGCAGCAGCUGCAGGAAAGCCAGGAGGUUGUGACCAUUUCAGCGGUUGUGCUGCUGGCCGUUGGCGUUGGUGGAACACUGUCCAUGUGGUCCUUCUCGGUGCUGCAUGACCUGCUUCAUGGCACCUGCGUGCGCACCGAUCGCUCCACACGCGAGGCACUCUUGUUUUGCCUCAGUUUUCCCACCAUCUUCGGGUACCAUCUCUACCUGCAGAGGCGAAUCCGCUGCGCAGAAUUCACUUCUAAGGAUGGUGACGUGCUCUUCGUGGCGCAUCGACAACCGCUGCAGGGACGUCCCUUUGAGGUGGACGUGGGCGGCCUUCGCUUCUCUCCAUCCAUCUCCCAUAACGUCAUGACCAGGCUUUGGGAUACGGAGACACCCUCCGACUCCAUCAGGGCAGCGAAGAACGCUGCCUUGUAUUGCUUUUCAAUGAUCUUCGAGCGGUGUGCGCUUGCUGUUAACGACAAGAUUGUGGCCCUGUUUGGGCGCAACGCCUUUUUCCUGCAAAAACCUGCAGCAUUCCAUGAUUCCUGUGCCACGUACGCGCGGACAGCUGCGGUCUCGCAUUUGUUGCUUUGGGCCCUGGCAGGGCCUGGAGCCUUGAUUUAUUUGCUCAUCGCAGAGGUGGCAUGGCAGCUGCCCAUUCACCCUGCCUGCGGCAUGUUCGUGUCCAAUCACGGCAGUGGGAAGCGAGUAGAUGGGCAAUGUGCUCCAAGCGCAUCUCUCUACGUGGGUGAUCCUUGGGGCUGGUUCGAUUGGGUGUGCCUCUUCGCCAACUACCAUGUUGAACACCACGACUUUCCGGAUAUCCCGCUCUUGAAGCUGCCGGAACUUCGUCGGAUCGCGCCCGAGUUCUAUGGCUGCUCUUCAAGGCUGACGCAGCAGCCGCCAGCCUCUUUAGCACUCAUGGAGGCCAACACGAAUUGGUCUCGCACCGUCUUUCGCAGCUUUGCGUCGCCGGAGCCAUAUGCCUGUUCUGUGGUCACUGGCGUGGACAAUGAGUAUGGCGGGGAGGAGGAGGUGGCCAUUGCCUGA